CCGUAUGACCACCGUAUGGGAAAACGCAUUUGUCUCCAAAAGUUACGAUUCUGACAUCCCCUUGUUUUCUACUUCCAAAGCCCCCCGCCCCCCGACUCAGUUAGCCCAGACGGCUAAUUCGAAUGAAAUGCCGUCCUCUUGUUGGGAUUCUCCGCUGAGGGUUCGCCUGCCCGGCUAAUAACACGGCGUUUGCUUUAGCAUUAGCCAUCAGCUCACCGCCAUUGACAUUUCUCCGACAUGAGCUGUCGCCCUCUUUACUUUACUUUUUGCCCAAACGACGUUUAAUGCGACGCGACCAUGGAGACCGAGCGGAGCAACUGUAGGCCAAGUCCGGUAGACAAUCGAUUCUCCAUCACAACAACAAUAUGAUGGACAGCUGUGAACACUUUGCACACUCUCAUCCAUAAGGGUUAGGCCAAGUCCGGCGUCAUGUCUUCAGGUUCUGUAUGGACAAGGGCUUGCGCUGAUGACAUGGACUUUGAAGCGUCCGAGGACGGUCUCAGCACUGUCGCUCCUGGGGACCACCCAGCGAACAGCAAUGAUGGCAUGUCCGACUUCUCCAACAGUGACAUUUCGCUCCCCGAAGUCUGUGUCACCACCAACUUUGAGGAGACCAUGACCAAUGAGGUCCAGCAAGCCUAUAGGAUCUUCUCUGGCUUACUUCUGGACAAGCACAAGGCACUUACCGGCCUGUUCCUCCACGCCGUGGGACAUCAGGAGGUCCAGUGUGGUGUCGGUGGUGUCUGCGCUCCUGGUCAGGCGAGGCUCAAGCAGUCCAUGUGCUUGCGGAGGAUGGAGGAGAAGUUUGUCAGCCUGGAGUAUCAGAGCAUAACAGAGUUUGUGGCUGACUUCAGGCUGAUGUUGGAGAACUGCUACCGCUACCAUGGCGUGGACCACUGGCUCUCCAAACAGGCUCAAAAGCUGGAGAUUAUGUUAGAGCAGAAGCUUACACUACUGUCCAGGUACACACAUAAUUCACUGCACUCUGUACGGUGCUUGUGGUGUUGACAGUGGAAAAAGCAGGGUGGUAAACAACUCAAGAUGAUAUAUAGAAAGGUCGGUAUUGCAAUUUCUAGUGGUUGGAGUUCACAUCUAGCUGCUCAACAUAAAGUACAAUUAGUGCCCAAUUUAAGAUAAAGAAUCGUUUGUGAUAUAUUUUCAGUAACAGAGAUCGAGCCCUCCUGCGAAUGGCAAAAAAAACACAAUUGA
Hippocampus comes (tiger tail seahorse) is the source of this 1209-nucleotide messenger RNA. RefSeq lists its product as uncharacterized. The transcript is spliced from 2 exons. Gene Ontology annotation, molecular function: protein binding. Lineage: Eukaryota; Metazoa; Chordata; Actinopteri; Syngnathiformes; Syngnathidae. The record is from RefSeq and is a predicted model, not a curated record. The coding region runs from base 430 to 1008 and encodes 192 amino acids.